AACUGUGACAGACGGCUGCUCUGUUCCACAUUCCAAGCCCAAUGUGAGGCUGGGAAAUGGCACCUUAUCUGUGGGAUUGGAUGUUGGAGUGGGGGAUGGGAAACAGGAGAGGUGCACCUGAGGUGAAUUUGACUCUCACACGGGACGAAGCUAAUGCACAUUCCUCGGCACCCCGAACGGGGUUCACUUGGCCAGGGACACAGAAGCUCCAUAGAAGCAAGACGCUUGGUGUCAGCCUCAGGUCAGGAGGAAAAAGAUGCCAAACCUCUUCCUCGCAUUAACAGACACUCCAUUUUCUGGAUCGUGGCGUCUAUAGGUGUGACCUACUACGUGGAUUUCCUCCACAACAUCAUGGACAACGAUGAUAUCAAAAGUUGGUGGUUCAAUGUGGGUCUGAUACUCCUUGGGGUCUGCCUGUCUCUGGCCAUGUUCUGCAUCGUGUACCUGGAGUGGUUCAAAGGCAUCCAGCACUACGACCAGGAGUACCCUGCCAUUCCUCCCAUCACCACCGCAGCCUUUAUUGCUGCAUCUUGCAGCUUAAACAUGGCCCUGUGGCCCGUGUGGUCCUUCUUCACUCCUUUCAUCCUCUUCACACAGUUCAUGGGUGUGGUCAUGUUCAUCUCUUUGCUUGGAUGAAUGUGACGGGUGAGGAUGAUACUUCUGUUUUUAUUUUCUUUUUUACAGCUCUGUCUUUUUGAGUUUAACAAAAUGUCUUUUUAUUGAAUGAAUAACAUUGUAUUUGGCCUUAAAAAUUGUGCACAUUUUUGUGGAGUGAAAUCUUGUAAUUAAACACUUAUAUUU
Messenger RNA from Sebastes umbrosus (honeycomb rockfish), 801 nucleotides. It is a transcript of the gene tmem128, whose product is annotated as transmembrane protein 128. Lineage: Eukaryota; Metazoa; Chordata; Actinopteri; Perciformes; Sebastidae. Bases 154 to 636 code for a protein of 160 amino acids. The record is from RefSeq and is a predicted model, not a curated record. The transcript is spliced from 4 exons.